Molecule: messenger RNA, 1521 nt
Organism: Monopterus albus (swamp eel)
Lineage: Eukaryota; Metazoa; Chordata; Actinopteri; Synbranchiformes; Synbranchidae
Gene: creld2
Product: cysteine-rich with EGF-like domains 2
Exons: 10
Coding region: 171-1250 (359 amino acids)
Molecular function (GO): calcium ion binding
Source: RefSeq, a predicted model, not a curated record
AGUAUUUUGUUGCGCUUUGCAUAGAUAGUGAUAACUCACGUUUAAUGCUAAGAACUGCUCAUUUAGAUGUGUCAGAACUGUACGGCGCUUUAUUAGCAAUAGAAAGCUUCCUUGCGAGUGGCUGAAGCCUGUGUCCUGAUAUGAAAUUGGGUCUGAAUUGAGCGACUGAGAUGCUGUCCACCGGUCCGGAGCUACGGCUAAUGAGGCUAUUGUCUUGUUUAACUCUUGCUUUACUUUUUCAAGCGAGCGACGCCAAGAGGGACCUAAAAAGCGCCUGUACUACAUGCCAGCAAAUAACUGAUAACUUUAACAAGGGCUUUGACAGAACAGCAAAGCAGAACUUUGGUGGAGGUAACACAGCCUGGGAGGAGAGGAAACUGUCUAAAUAUGAGACCAGUGAGAUUCGUCUGGUGGAGAUCUUGGAGGGGCUUUGUGAAAGCAGCAGCUUUGAGUGCAACCGCAUGGUAGAAGAGCACGAAGAGCAUUUUGAAACUUGGUGGUUCAGGAGGAAAACAAAACAUCCUGAUCUGCAUAGAUGGUUCUGCAUUGAAAUGAUCAAAGUGUGCUGCCCCAAGGGAACAUUUGGACCAGACUGCAAUGCCUGUGUUGGGGGCUCUGAGAGACCUUGUCACGGUAAUGGAAGGUGCGAUGGCGAUGGUACUCGUGGAGGCAAUGGAAAGUGCAGCUGUGUCCACGGUUAUAAUGGGGAGUUCUGCCUAGACUGCAUUGACGGCUACUACAAUGAAGUGAGGAAUGACACCUUCUCCCUCUGUACAGAAUGCCACUCCUCUUGCAAGACCUGCACUGGGCCAACUAGUCAGGACUGUGAUGAAUGCAAAGAAGGCUGGGAGGAAGAUGAUCAGAAAACAUGUGUCGAUGUAAAUGAGUGCUCCAAAGAUCCUUCUCCAUGUAAAGAAGAUCAGUACUGUCUUAACACAGAAGGUUCCUACUCCUGCAACGCCUGUGACAAAGUGUGCUCUGGCUGCACUGGAGCUGGCCCCGAUAAGUGCCAGGCUUGUGCCAGUGGAUACCAAGACACAGAGGACACCUGCACAGAUAUUGAUGAGUGUUCAGAGGCAGUAUGCACAAAGGAGAACCAGGAGUGUGUCAAUACUAAAGGCAGCUAUGUGUGCAUCUGCUCAAGUGGCUAUGAGGAGCAUGAUGGCGAGUGUGUCCAGAUGCCACAGCCAGAAAAAGCAGAGGAGUCAGAAGCAUCUGAGAUGACCACAAGUCCACACGGGGAACUUUGAUAUCAUUAGUGGGGCCAGCAGGAGUGAAUCAGGUGGAACUCUUGAAAUUCUGAACGUGCAGCCUCUCAUUUUAAGCGUUGACUACAUGCACUUAUGUACAGUACCAGUGUUUUCUGGCAGUGGUUCAUGGACCGAAGGACAAAAGAAAAGACAUUCUAAGCUCAGUAUGUUGGUCAUUGUUGCUUUUCUCUGCUGUGCUGAAACUACCACUUGUCUGUAUUUGUUGUAUGAUUUUAAAAAGCUAACGCAUUUCAAUAAAGUUGAAUUAUGU